Messenger RNA from Struthio camelus australis, 1925 nucleotides. NCBI's taxonomy places the organism in Eukaryota, Metazoa, Chordata, Aves, Struthioniformes, Struthionidae. The record is from RefSeq and is a predicted model, not a curated record.
AGGGAGAUUGUGCAGGUUGCCGUGGCCAGGCGGAGUUGGAUGGGAUUCCCCCCCGCCUCCUUUGCCUCCUCCUCAUCUUUGAGCAUUUGAUCGUUCCCGAGCCGGACGCGGCUCCCUCGCAGGCUGCCUCCCUUCGCUCGCCUUUGUUUUCACUGUAUUAUUCUCUUGUGCAACAGGAGGGCGGGCAGGGGGAAGACGAGGCCAGCCUUCGUUUUUCCUCCUUUGCGUUUCAGCCGCGCGGAGAGGUCUGCUCCGUGGUCCCGGGCGCCGCCGCCUCCGCAUGCCCGAGCUGAGAGACAAAGAAGGAGCCGACCAAGUUGGUGCAGUUCCCCCAGGCAGCACUUUCCUUCCCGGCUCUCAGACAGCCCGGGCUCCUCUGCCCGCUGCCGUGCUGGAGAGCUGCCUCGCGGGCUGAGCCUGCCGAGUUUGCUCUCCACCGCCCCGACACAUCCUCCUUCCCUCGGCAAGCUCUGGACCAGCGCUGGACUCUGAUGGCACUGUCAAGAUGUUCAUGUCCAGAGUCCUGGAUUUCCAGAAGACCCGAUAUGCCAGGUUCAUGAACCACCGCGUCCCGUCCAACCGGCGGUACCAGCCGACGGAGUAUGAGCACGCGGCCAACUGCGCCACCCACGCAUUCUGGAUCCUGCCCAGCAUCCUCGGCAGCUCCAUCCUCUACGUCCUCUCCGACGACCACUGGGAAACCAUCUCGGCCUGGAUCUAUGGUUUCGGCUUGUCCAGCCUCUUCAUCGUCUCCACCAUCUUUCACACCAUCUCCUGGAAGAAGAGGCACCUCAGGACGGUGGAGCACUGCUUGCACAUGUUCGACAGGAUGGUGAUCUACUUCUUCAUAGCGGCCUCCUACGCGCCCUGGCUGAACCUGCGGGAGCUGGGCCCCUGGGCAUCCCACAUGCGCUGGAUCAUCUGGAUCAUGGCCUCGAUCGGGACCGUCUACGUUUUCUUCUUCCACGAACGGUACAAGCUGGUGGAGCUGGUGUGUUACGUUAUCAUGGGAUUCUUCCCUGCCUUGGUCAUUCUGUCCAUGCCCAACAGAGACGGCCUCCUGGAGCUGGUGGCUGGCGGGCUCUUCUACUGCCUGGGCAUGGUCUUCUUCAAAAGCGACGGCCGCAUCCCCUUCGCCCAUGCCAUCUGGCACCUCUUUGUGGCCAUCGGAGCUGGUAUCCACUACUAUGCCAUUUGGAGGUACCUCUACCGGCCUGACGCGCUGGAGGCCAAAACAUCCCGAUAGACACCUUAAAGACAUUGUUGACACCAGCCGGCAUGUUGGGGGACCGAGGGGGAGCAGGGAGCAGGAGCUCGGACCACGGACUUGCCACAGAGCCACCCCCAUUACCUGCUCUCCCUGCAGGCAGCGACAUUCUGGCACCCUUCCUGCACAGAGAGAAGAGCCUGAAGAUUGAUUUUGAACAGGUUUCUUUUUUAAUCUUGAGAACUGUCUAUUUUUGUAGGCAAAGGUUUUGUAACAUGGUCACCAGCCAAGGGGCUGUGGGGCCACCUGCCAGGGUCUCAGGGAGGUUUGCCCCAAAAGCUUUGUUCACCUAGCUGUCCCCAAGCAUCCCGUGGGACCUGGGGGCUCUGCACACCCCUGGCUACGACCACCCUGGGUUUAGCUACUGGGGCCCUCAGCUUGGGCCACGUGAGGUGAGAAGCUGCUUUUGGACCCAACCUUGGUCUGGUGACUCAGGGCCAUAGAAUGAGGUGCAAGGGGUUUGUGAGGAGGGUGACAAGGAAUGUGAGGUGUCUCACCUGGUGUGUGUGCCUGGGGGGGUCUAGGGACCGCAUUCCCCUUACACAGAGCAUUCCCACAGGAAAGACUGGCCCCAAGGUCCGAUCGUGCAGUGGCUGUCCCGGAUAAAUCCCCUCUUAGGCAGGGAUGGAUGUGGCUGGGGGGGGGGGUGCAGGACCUG